AUGCAUGACUGGCCUCAGCGCCAUCGGUGGAAGGGCACAUCUGUUGACGACACAAGUGCCAUUGACGAACUGGACCGAGAUGUCUCCUCACAGACCCCUGUCUCCCAACAACCAACAUUCCCUUCCCAGCCCGAUCCCUUGGGCCCCUGGCUCCAUCCCGUCGAGUGUCUCAUCAACACUGCCCGCGACGAGCCUGAUGCUCUCCUGAUUAACACAUACGAGAACGGCGACUCGGAGCGCUUCAGCUAUCUCCAGGCCCUCCCUGGCUGGAACGAUGACGGCCACGACGUCAUCGGCACCUUCUGCGAGGCUGAAGCCAGCUGGGUGAUCUACUCGUUCGCCGUGUGGAUGCUGGGCAAGAAAACACUCAACUUUGCCCUCAACCUGCCUCCUGCAGCCCGCAAGGCCCUGUGCGAGAGACAUGCAAUCAAGUACAUUCUCUACCACCACACCAAGCCCGGCCGCACCGAAGGCGUGACGCUGGUCGAUGCUACCACCUUCCCGGUGUUGGACGACAUUCCAUCUCCGUCCCUCGAAGUCUGUGAGCCUCUCAAUGAGUUUGUUGCCUAUUUGGGAACCUCCGGAACAACCGGCAUUCCGAAGACAUACAAGUUCCCUCAUACUGGCGCAAUCACUGGCCGAGCUGUGCUGGGGCUCAAGUAU
This is a messenger RNA of Polychytrium aggregatum, 663 nucleotides long. RefSeq lists its product as uncharacterized. The record is from RefSeq and is a predicted model, not a curated record. The annotation marks the transcript as partial. The transcript is spliced from 7 exons. Lineage: Eukaryota; Fungi; Chytridiomycota; Chytridiomycetes; Polychytriales.